Cyprinus carpio (common carp) is the source of this 5508-nucleotide messenger RNA. RefSeq names its product tachykinin receptor 3a (gene tacr3a). Gene Ontology annotation, cellular component: plasma membrane; sperm midpiece. Gene Ontology annotation, biological process: positive regulation of flagellated sperm motility; G protein-coupled receptor signaling pathway. Lineage: Eukaryota; Metazoa; Chordata; Actinopteri; Cypriniformes; Cyprinidae. The record is from RefSeq and is a predicted model, not a curated record. Gene Ontology annotation, molecular function: tachykinin receptor activity.
CAGGAGUCAAGAGACAAUCACGCGCAUUUGACAACUUAGGAGCGGUUUACUUAUCCAUAGGGAAGACUACACAAUUGUUCAGUCGGUGCAUUUUGCAUCGAUUCUCACCAUAUCGACCAUUUAUAAGUGACAUGUUGCCGUUUUUCGCUUGAGCACAAGACACUUUCGCGCGCGUUUGGAACAGUGUGCAUCGUGCGCGGUCUCCAGUUCACUUUAGAUAUUUUACAUCAGAAGAUUUCUGGACAUUUUCGCCAUGGCACCGCCACAGAACGGAUCUAACCUAACGGGGAACUUUACAAACCAGUUUGUGCAGCCGCCGUGGCGCGUCGCGCUCUGGUCUGUCGCGUACAGCUCCAUCCUGGCGAUCGCGGUGUUCGGGAAUCUGAUCGUCAUGUGGAUCAUUCUGGCUCACAAGCGGAUGCGAACCGUCACCAAUUACUUUCUGCUCAACCUGGCGUUUUCAGACGCAUCGAUGGCCGCCUUCAACACUUUGAUUAAUUUUGUUUAUGCCACGCACGGUGACUGGUAUUUUGGAGAAGCCUACUGUAAAUUUCACAACUUUUUCCCCGUCACCUCCGUGUUUGCCAGCAUUUACUCAAUGAGCGCAAUAGCAGUCGACAGGUACAUGGCCAUCAUCCAUCCCCUGAAACCACGGCUCUCAGCCACAGCCACUAAGGUGAUCAUUGUGUGUAUUUGGGUGCUGGCUGUGGUUUUGGCCUUUCCUCUGUGUUUCUUUUCAACCAUCAAAAAAUUACCCAAGCGGACUCUCUGCUACGUUGCCUGGCCCAGACCUUCAGAGGACCCUUUCAUGUAUCAUAUCAUAGUGGCAUUGCUGGUGUACGUUCUGCCCCUGGUGGUCAUGGGAAUUACCUACACUAUUGUCGGGUUGACGCUUUGGGGAGGAGAGAUUCCUGGAGACUCAUCAGACAACUAUCAGGGCCAACUGCGAGCCAAAAGGAAGGUGGUGAAAAUGAUGAUCAUCGUAGUGGUGACCUUUGCCAUCUGCUGGCUGCCAUACCAUGUAUAUUUCCUUGUGACGGGGUUGAACAAGCAGCUGGUUAGGUGGAAGUUCAUUCAGCAGAUCUAUUUGUCAGUCAUGUGGCUUGCCAUGAGCUCCACCAUGUACAACCCCAUUAUUUACUGCUGCCUGAACAGUAGGUUUCGGGCCGGAUUUAAACGGGUUUUCCGCUGGUGCCCUUUUGUGCGGGUGUCAGACUACGACGAGCUUGAGCUGCGGGCCAUGCAGCAUAAAGUAGCGCGCCAGAGCAGCAUGUACACACUCUCACGAAUAGAGACCACCGUCGUAGCCGUGUGUGACCCCUCAGAGCCAACCGGCCACCCAGGCCGGAAGAGCCUUCACAACCACCAGCACAACGGCUGCUCCCACCCCACCAAGAGCAAAGAAGUAACAUAUAUGCCGAGCGACCUGAAGGAGGAAUUCUGCUGAGAUGGACUUUGACGUAAGAUUCAUUCUGAAGUAUCAAGCACAGCCAUUUUAAAAAGCCUCAUUCUGUAAAUUGGAAGGAGGUGAUGAGAAUUGAAAACUAGACUAUUUAAUUGUGUCAUAUCUAAGUCAACCCCAGCACUCAUCACCACAAAGACCAAUAUUGUCCAACAUCUGAGGAGCACUUUGUCAAUAGCAGAAAUUGUAUAUAGCGUCUGCCCUUUGAUGCCAAUCAGGUCCUGUUCUCUUUCAUCAUGCGGUUAGCAAGGUUAGCAUGCUACCUGAAUGCCAAAGUUUUGAUUUCUCCCACGAGCUGAACGCUCAAUGCUUGUUAAAAUCUCUCAUGUUUGAAAAGGUUGAGACCGAUCCUGAGCUGGUAAAUGAGCAGGUGUGUUUCCAGCACACGAGCUGCUUGGCUGAACCGUGUAGGGAAAUUUGUUAGCUUCAUAUUCUUCCCUGUUUAAUCUAAAACAUUUAAUGUAAUUGAUGAGAUGGUAAACCAAUUGUGCGUCAGCUAAUUAGCAUAGCAAAGAUCCAUUUUGAAAUUUGACCUUGUUGUAGACUGCUACUGCACUACUGCAGUGUGUAUGUGCAGUAUGCAGAUUUUCUGUUUGCAUGGAAUAACUGAAUGACUUGUUCAUUUGGCAGAGAGCACUGCAUGGGAUGCUGUAUCCCAAAAUGCUAUGCGUAUUGCUUUUCAUGACCAUUCAUUUCCAAUGUGAUGAAAGGACUGUCAGUUUUCUUUGUUGUUACGUUGUUUCAUUGGUCUGCUGAUCAAAAUUUUAUUUGUUUCUACAAUGACUAGGCGCUAUAUGCUAAAUUAAACAUGGACAGAGCAAGGUCUUGUUAAAAUACUGUAGCAUUAUGCUGUUUGAAAUGUUUGCAUAAUGUGUACUGUGGCACAUGCCAUUUUUGAAAUAUAAUAUGCAGUGCAUACAGUGUUGUGCAUUAGAUUUGGCCAAAAUGCAGUACAUGAAAUAUUAUUACAGUUUAAUAUAACAGAUGUAUAUAUAUUUAGUUUUCAGCAUCAUUACUCCAGUCUUCAGUGUCACAUGAUCCUUCAGAAAUCAUUCUAAUAUGUUGAUUUGCUGCUCAGGAAACUAUCCUAUCUUUACAACAAUUGAAAAUGGUUGUGUUGCUUAAUGCAUUUUUUCUUACAGGAUUCUUUGAUGGAUACUUCAAAAGUCUGUCGUGACAUUGGAAAUGUCUUACUGUUAUUUUGAUCACUAUAAUGCAUCCUUGAUGAAUAUAAUUAUUAAUUACUAACCUUAAUAUACUUCAAUUUCACAUUUGCAUAUAGUAUAUAUAAAAUUAAAUAAAAUUAGUUUAAAUAAAACUCUUAAUCAAAACGAAUACAAUGCAAAAUGAAUCAGCUAAUGCCUAAUCAGCCCAGUCAAUUAAUCAGUUCAACUGACUAGUACGAAAUAUACUAGUGUAUUUGAUCCAGAACAUAGCCAGGGUGUUAGAUGACUGUGACUACAUCUGCACUAAUCUGGAUGCAUCUAAAAAUGGUGUUUUCAUUUCAAACCAUCCACAGAUUUUUCUCUUCCACACGGAAAUGUGAUAGGAUGAUACAGAGAGACCACACAUAAGUUCUCACUGUAUUCAUCUACCACAAUCUUUUUAUUACCAAAAUGUAUCGCAAUCAAUCGCCAUUAGUUUAAAAAAGCAACUGCCCUCAUGUUUUGCCACAGGACAGCAUGUGCAAUACAUUUUCUAUCAUCUUUGCAGAAAUGGAAUAUGAAGAUGGAAUAAAGUAGCAUAUCUUUAACAACAUUGUAAAAGUGUAUAACGGACACAUAUCAGUAUAAACAUGAAUAUCUUACCUCAUCGUACCUCUCUGUUUUCAAAUUUAUCCUUUUGGGAGAGCAUCUUCAAAAAGAUAUGUUUUCGUACACCAAAAAUGGCAUCUAAGUGUAGAAACAAGGCCAAACAGAGAAAAAGACACAGCUUCAAAUGUAUUCAGAUUAGUUUAGACAUAGUUUGUGUUUUUCUUGUGACGUAUUUCUGCAAAGAAAAAUAGGUGCUAUUUUUGGUUUAAAGUCAGUCACCUUUUUGCAGCUGGCAACUAUAUUCUAGGAGCAAUGCUGGUGUAACUAAUUGCUUAUCUGCUAGCUGAGUGACUGGCACAGACUAUAACUGAAUGUUAUAGUGAUGAUUAUAGUGUAAAACCUCUUAUCGACCUUACGGUCGCACGGCUUCCAUUACAGAUCAACACCUCAUAUUGUUUUCUAAUCAUUAACCUCCUAAUCUUUGUACAUUCUUCAUUCUACCCAUUACUUCUUAUUUUUCAGAUUUCAUUGAAACUCUGCCGGAAAGCUGGUGUUUUGUUUGUACUGUUCAGUGAAGCUUCCGGCUGAGCAGCAGUGAGGGGUCUGUUUCUCAAACUAUUUUUGUCCUCUUGUUGCUGAACAUUGUGCCGUCCACAUUCUGUCCUGGUUAAAUCUAGUUUACUUUCUUCUUCAAAGACAGUAGUCAUUGAACAGCCUUCAUCUCACGAAAGAACAGGCGAUGAUGUUUCUAGGAAAAAAAUAUGUUUGUGCCUGGCCUUUUCCAAAACAAGAUAUGACAAAUAUGUUUCGGAAAGUGGAAAAACAAACAAACAUUGUAUUAUUGUUUCCACAUGGAUUUCUCAAGUACUAAAGUAGGCUACAUUAGAAGGGAUUCUUAAUUUAUGUAACAAAAGACUGGAGUAAUGGCUGAUAGAAGUGAGGCUUUGCAUGUAUCAGAAGUAAAAAUUUCGUAAAUAUAAAUGUUAAAAGUAUAAAGUAUAGUUAUAUAAACAGUUAUAAUAUUUUAAUAACACUAUUUUAUUAUUAUUGCUGUUGUCAUACCUCAUUUGUUUGUAGUCUUGUCAAAAAAAGAAAAAGAAAAAAAACAAACAAACAAACCCAAAUCAAUCAGGUUGAAGAUAAAAGGUUUUCCUUCAAAUGAAGGAAAGAAUUCCAAUACCUGGAUGAACCUUACCUUGUUCAGCCUUGGAGUGACGCAAGUGCCCCAUUUAAAUUUCUCUCUUAUCUUGUCCUUAGGUUGUUUGUACUUGACUCUCAUGAAUCAUGAUAGACUCCAAGUCUGUGCUUUUAUUUUAAGCUCUGUGUUAUGGGAAUCUGGAGGGCUCAUAUAUUUAAACAGGUUAAUACUUUUCCCCCAAAAAUAAAAAUUCUGUUAUUUACUCAUCCUAAUGUUGUUCCAAACAUGUACGGAAUCCCUUUUUUUUCUGCGGAACAUGAAAUAAUAUAUGUUAAAGCAUGUUGGUAAGAGUGACCAUUGGCUUCCAUUGUAUGGACAAUAUGUAACUCAAAUUAUUUACAAAAAGUAAAUAAAGAAUGACAUUUGCAGCAACAUGAGGGUGAGUAAAUGAUCCCUAGAGUUGAUGUUUGUUAUUCUAAAUUUGCAUAGAUCACACUCCCAGUGGAAGUUUCUCCAGCAGAGUAUAUUGUUUUCCUCCAUUCUCUUCAUUUUACCCAUUUAGAAGCAAUUAUGAGGUAAUCCAUCACUAAUAAACACAAAACAAGAUCUAUAGCUGGCUUAGUCAUAGGCAAUGAUAGGUAAGGAGUGCUUGCCACAAACCUGACUCUUAAGUUGUUCCUUAGAAAACAUGUCUGGAGGCCUUGGUAUGCUCACCCUCACUGCACCACCAAUUGCAAGUUUAAUGGAUUUUUUUUCCAGGUGAGGAAAGCCAGCUGUGGCCACUCAGAUAAAAAUGGUUUAUGCUCACUGUUUGUGGAUGUGUGCACCCAAACACGUAUGCAUAAGUACAUGCGUACAGCAUUUAUUCAUCGUAAUACAGUGAAUUGUUUUGUUUUAAUAAUUGUAAUUGUAAUGUUUGUGGUUUUUUUCAUACAAUUUUCUCCCACUCUGUGUCCUUCUUUUGGUAAAACGUAGGUUAGAUUAAUGUGGGCAAAAUAAAAGUAUGCCAGCCUUUAAGAAAAAAAAAAAAAAACUAAUACCAUUUAUUAUUAUUAUUAUUAUUAUUAUUAUUAUUAUUAUUUACAGAAAAAACUAUGUGAAUCUCUGUAAAUAUCCUUGAUAACUCAAGAUUAAGAAAUUAAUGAAAAAUUGUA